This is a messenger RNA of Pisolithus orientalis, 723 nucleotides long. RefSeq lists its product as uncharacterized. NCBI's taxonomy places the organism in Eukaryota, Fungi, Basidiomycota, Agaricomycetes, Boletales, Pisolithaceae. Gene Ontology annotation, molecular function: RNA polymerase II cis-regulatory region sequence-specific DNA binding; DNA-binding transcription factor activity, RNA polymerase II-specific. The record is from RefSeq and is a predicted model, not a curated record. Bases 1 to 723 code for a protein of 240 amino acids. Gene Ontology annotation, biological process: regulation of transcription by RNA polymerase II. The transcript has 3 exons.
AUGUUCCCACCAACCUCACAACACGCCUCCGAAUUGAUCAAUCGUCAGUUCCUAUACCCACAGGAGGCUUUGCCCCCCAUCCGCGGACAUAACCGUAGGGCCUCAUCUGGUUCGCGAGGCGGCGACGGAAGCUGGAGCGGGCUGUCGUCGAAUCGUCAGAGCCCAUACCCAAGCCCAUCUGCAAGUCCACGUGUUCGCUAUGACGAUCUUCCCAACGUGCCUCUUGCAGGCCGCCCAACUUCUUUGCUUCGUGCAGAGCCGGUGCAGCAGCCCCUCAACAACGGUUCGAUUCAAGUUACCAAACAGACUGUGACAAGCGAACGCACAGCUGGUGCUAGCCACCGUCGAAGGAAGCAAGAAGCAAACUUCAUGUGCCCUGUGCCGGGCUGUGGCAGCACCUUCACGAGAAGCUUCAACCUAAAAGGUCAUAUGAGAUCGCAUAACGAAGAACGUCCGUUCCAAUGCAAGUGGCCUGGAUGCGGCAAGGGUUUUGCGAGACAGCAUGAUUGCAAGCGUCACGAACAACUACACUUCAACUACCGGCCAUUCACUUGUGAGGGCUGUCAUAAGACCUUUGCUCGCAUGGACGCGUUGAACAGGCACUUGCGAUCAGAGGGUGGUGCCGAAUGUCAACGUGUCCUGGAUGCAGCCAAGGAUUCUGAAAGGGUACCGAUGCCCAAGACGGAGGAGGCGGGGUGGUCGACCACGAGUGUGAUGGUAUGA